Messenger RNA from Parasteatoda tepidariorum (common house spider), 813 nucleotides. NCBI's taxonomy places the organism in Eukaryota, Metazoa, Arthropoda, Arachnida, Araneae, Theridiidae. The record is from RefSeq and is a predicted model, not a curated record.
AUGACCAAACCCAUAGCUGCCAAUAUUGAUGGGAAAAAAUCCAGUUUGUAUGAUGAAACUAAAACUUUUUGUGAAAGUUUUGAAAAUAUUAUGCUACCUCUAAAAUUCAUUAGAGAAGGAUGUUUGUCAAAAUUCAUUAAAAGUGGUACUCAGCAAUGCAUGUUUUUCUUGUUCAGUGAUAUCCUGCUUUGCACUCUCCGUACUCACGAUGGUCGACUUUCCUUCAAAGUUCAAGGCUUAUUUCCUCUGAAAAGCUUGAAAAUACAAGAAACUGGGGAUAAGCUUGGUUUUACUCAUUGUUUUAUUUUAUGCAGUCCUGAAAAACAUCUAUACCUCGCUUCACCCUCGUCGGAAGAGCAUACCAAAUGGAUGAGGGAUUUGCAGAAUGCUAUUGCAAGUCAGCUGCCCUGCAAAUCAUCCCCCUUUUCCCUAGAGGAGGAGGAAGAGGAAAUAAGAGAUGUUGGCCAACAUAUUAACACGUCCAUUCAUAUCUGUUGGCAUCGAAACAUAAGCAUCAGUUGUGCUGACUUGUAUCUUUCGAUGAAGAAUAGUCUUAGUGGAUAUCUGUUGAGGAAAUUUAAGAAUAGCAGUGGUUGGCAAAAAGUGUGGGUUGUGCUGGCAAACUUAUGUUUGUUUUUCUACCGGUCAUAUCUGGAUGAAAGUCCCCUAGCUAGCCUUCCUUUAGCAGGUUACAAAAUAAUGACUACUUCAAGUAAUGAUUUGGUUUCUGGAGAUUAUUAUUUUGAUUGUGGCUUAUAUAAAAAUGGUUCGUAUGGUUGGUACUUAUCUGUUAUUGGGGGCAUGAGUAGGUGA